Molecule: messenger RNA, 4696 nt
Organism: Nothobranchius furzeri (turquoise killifish)
Lineage: Eukaryota; Metazoa; Chordata; Actinopteri; Cyprinodontiformes; Nothobranchiidae
Source: RefSeq, a predicted model, not a curated record
CUCCGUCAGCUGUGAGUUUAGGUUUCGUUUCUGACUGACAGCAGACCAGAACAACGCAGAUCAGCUGGCGGACCGGAAGCGCCUCACAUGCAGCAUGUUUUCGUGGGGAGAGGACUGCGGACGCGGCUGCUGGCUGAAAGGCGACUCAAACCCGGCCAGCUGCACCGCGGAGGACGGAGUUCAUCACGUCAACAUCAGCUACCAGAUCACGGAUCUGUCCGCAGGGCGCAACCUGCUCGCGUUCGCCAAGAAGAAUGGAAACGCGUUUAUUAUGCGCACGGAUGAGCGCAAAUGUGGAAGAGUCCGAGUGAAACAGAAGUUCGUGAAGUGUAAGGAGAGGAUCGAGGCUGUGAGUUGUGGCGAUGAUGUCGUAAUGUUCCUGUCUGAACAAGGUUCAGUUUUCCACGUGGACACGACUCGACUCCCUUACACACCCCGGACUCUGGAGGCUUUUUCCAACAUGGCUGUCGCACAGAUUUCAUGUGGCAGCCAGCACUCGGUGGCCCUGAGCAAAGAUGGUCAGGUGUACACAUGGGGUCUGGACUCCAGGGGCCAGCUGGGCCUUGGGAAGAGAAACUCAGGGGUCGGUUCCCCCCAGCACCUCCGAUCUCUGUCCUCCAUCCCCGUGGUGCGGGUCUCUGCUGGAGGAGAGCAGAGCUUCGUCCUCUCUGUGUCCGGAGGCGUGUUCGGCUGGGGCAGGAACGACCGAGGACAGCUGGGGCUGGGAGACACAGAAGACAGGAAUACCCCGACUUGUGUUCAAAGUUUACAUCUGAAGAAAACUUGUGACGUUUCAUGUGGAAAAGACCACACGGUCAUUUUGACCAAGCACGGCGCCGUUUUUACGUUCGGCUCCGGCCGGUACGGACAACUCGGACACAACUCUUUCCAAAAUGAGCUCCGUCCUCGACUUGUUGCAGAACUGCUGGGAACAAAAGUCAUCAGGGUUGCAUGCGGAAGAAACCACAGCGUAGUUUUGACAGACUCCCAUAAAGUCUACUCCUUUGGGUGUGGAGAGUUUGGACAGCUUGGACACGGAGAGGAGAGCCACCCGUCCGUCCCGCUCCCCGUUCUCCUGCCUCAGGACGCCAAAAUCAGAAACAUCUUUGCAGGAGAAAACUGUUCCUUUGCAACCUGCAGCUGUGAUGAGGACGACCACAGACUCAGUAAAACUACUCCCAACGGUCUAGAAGGCAUGAUUGAUAAAUGGACUUCUGAUUGUGACUCAAAGUCGUGGAAAAAGAUAAAACAGGAAAUCCACCAAACAUUCUCAUCUGCUUCCUGUUUGAAUAAAAGCUGCCUCGAAAGAGAAAAACAUUUCCAAACCUCAUCAAAAUACCACGGCCUGAGCUUGAAAAUGGCUCGACUGACUUUUAAGAAACUGGUGAAGAAGGACCGCGUUUGGGAGGAGGCCGAGCCUGCGGUUCUACGCUUGCUGCCUCUUCUUGAUAAGAAUCCGGUCGGAGUGGAAAGUCUGAGGAUCUACAUCCUUCUGAACGAGCUCCUACAUGUGAUCCAGAAGCACAGGUCACCUCAGAGCACGACGCUCGCCGAGGCGGUCGCCACCGCUGUGACCGGCUUGUCCAAGAGAAGCCUCGAGGUCUUGGGAGGCUGGUGGUCGUCGCUGUCGCCCUCUAGCAUGAGGAGGUUUGUUUCGGUGUGGAAGCAGACACUCGCUGUCAUCUUGUCUUAUGAGAUUGUUCCUCGAAAUGCUGGAGUGAGAAACCUGCUUCUGGUCCUCCAGUACAUGUACAACGUCAACAGCAGGAUUUCAGAGUCUCAGAGGCUGCCAGACAGCGAUUUCUCUUUUUCCAUCGAUACAUUUUUUCUACAUGAGGACCUGCAACUCUGGCGUUCACGAUUAAAUCGAGAUUUCCUGCGAGUUGAGCCACUUAUCCUUUGCCAGUUUCCAGUCGUGAUGGAUCUGCAAGCAAAGAAAAUGGUUUUUGACAUGAAUGCUGGGCUCACAAAGCACGAGGAGUUACUCGAGUGGACAUUCACGACUGUCUUUAAUGCACUUUGGGAUUGUGAGUUUCAUUUGAGUGACGUUCCUCAACCUUUGGUGCUGAAGCUGAGGCGACUGUUGGUGUUGGAAGACACCUUUGAACAGCUGACUGCUGUUAAUCUGAGAGACUACAGGAAGCCACUUUUGGUCUACUUUGAUGAAAACAUUGAAACCGAUGUUAAUCUGUCCUUAAAGGACUUUUUCCAUGAAGUCUUUCAUGAGAUGGUGUCGCCUGAAUCUGAAAUGUUUAUGUUCAACGACUCUCAGACGCUGGCGUGGUUCUCGUCCAAGGCUCCACAGGAAGACCAACGUUUCUACCUGUUUGGGGUUCUGUGUGGACUGGCUUUGUACAACCAGGUGAUCGUUUACUUACCUUUCCCACUGGUCCUGUUCAAGAAACUUCUUGGAGUGGCGCCUUCGCUGGAGGAUUUGACAGAAUUUGACCCAAGUGUUGGAAAGAAUCUGUCGUACAUUCUGCACGACUACACAGAUGAUGACUUGGAGGACCUGUACAUGUACUUUUCAAUCAACUGGGAUGGGAUGGAGGUUGUACUUGAUCUUGAAAAUCCUGAAAAGCAAGUCACCAACCAAAACAAGAAGGAGUUUGUGGAUGCUUACGUGAAUCACGCCUUCAACACAUCUGUGGGAAACGUGUUUAAAGAGUUCACGCGAGGUUUCUUCCACGUCUGUGAUCGGGAUUUGGUGAGACUUUUCAGGCCGAGGGAACUGCAGGAAAUCCUGGUGGGGAAGGACUUCCACGACUGGGAGAGGCUGAAACGGAACACAGUGUACGAGGGGGAGUACCACGCCGAUCACCCCAACAUCCAAAUGUUUUGGGAAGUUUUCGAUGCGCUGACUGAGAACCAGAAGAAAGCUUUCCUUUGGUUUGUGUCGGGGUUUGAACAAGUUCCUGUUCUCGGCUUGGACAACAUUAAGAUGACCAUCAAAGUUAAACACACGGAGAACCUCUCCAACGACCAGUUUUAUCCCGAGUCACACACGUGCUUCUCUCACCUGGAGCUGCCGUUGUACUCGACCAGAGAGAUCAUGCAGAGCAAGCUGACUGAAGCGCUGAGCAACAACAGAAUAAUUAAUACUCUGGUCUGAUGAGGAACCAUAGGAGCUAAUCUGGUAAGUCACAUUGGUGUAAAUAAAACAGUCUUAUUAAAAAGAACAAAGCUGCUAAAAGAAACACUGUUUCUGUACAGGAAGCUUUUUAUUUUCACUGGAAUGAUCAUUUUGUUAUUACUAAUGAGUAUAUUAGAAUUCUGGUUUGUACAGAUCUGUCUGCAAAUGUAAACAACUCAGAUUUCUAUUCCAGGUGAUUCAAGGGUUUUAGAAGAAAGGCUUUUAGGUCUUUGUGGUUUUAACCCUCCUAUUCACCUUGGGGUCAGUUUGACCCCUUUCAAUGUUUAUCACUCAAAAUUAAUAGUUGCCUUUGUUUAAUUUGCUUCAUAUUUCAUGACUUUUCUUAAUUUGAUGGGGACAAUGGAUUCAGCAUAAUUCAAGUUUAUUCUAGUUUAUUUAUAUAGCACCAAACCACGACGAGAGUCGUCUCAAGGACCUUCACAUAAUAAACAUUCCAAUACAGGUCAGUUCAUUAAGCCAAUCAGAAAAAAGUUUCCUAUGUAAGGAACCCAGCAAAUUGCAUCGAGUCACUGACUAGUGUCAAAGUCUUUACAGCAAUCCGCGUAUUAAGCAAGCAUGUAGCGACAGUGGAGAGGAAAACUUCCUUUUAACAGGAAGAACCCUCCAGAGGAUCCUGGCUCAGUAUAAGCAGCCAUCCUCCACGACUCACUGGAUAAAACUCUGUGUGUGUGUGUGUGUGUGUGUGUGUGUGUGUGUGUGUGUGUGUGUGUGUGUGUGUGUGUGUGUGUGUGUGUGUGUGUGUGUGUGUGUGUGUGUGUAGAACUGCUCGAUGUUCUGCCUGAUGUUCUCAUUAUGAUUUUCUUUUUCUGAGAUGGGUGAACUUUUUUAAACGUAAUCCCCCAACGCACCAAAAACAAACAUAAAUAAAUAAAAUAGUUGACAUUGUUGACGCUCAGAGACUGUUUUUGUUAAUGGAUUUUGUGUGUUUUUUAAGAUAAAACAAGCUAAAAUACUAUUCUGUUUAUUGGAAGCUGGGCUUUUUUAAAUGUGUUAGAAUACGGCAUAAUGUGAGAAUUCUUUGUUUGCUGUGCUUGAAACAACAAAACAUGAUUUAAAAUCAUAUUAUUGAUUUAUUUUGUUUCUCGUUUUGAUCCAGUUCUUUAAAACCUCUCACAUACAUAGAAAAACAUUUGCUAAAAUCUAAAAGCAUAAAGGCUGAACACAUUUGUUCAUGCGAGGCUAACAGAUAUAAAUAAUGAAAACGCUCAUUAGAUCGUCUGAACUGUACAAACAGUGAAAAUAGCGACAUGACUUGCAAAAAUAAAGUUUUUAGGUCAUUUUUUUCUAAACAUUUGUGAUAACGUAAUUUUCUUGUGGAAAGGUCUUGCUGCAUCUGCACGGUGUCACGUCAGUUUACUUUCUGCUGUUUUGUUAGAAGAAAAUUCAUCUUAAUGUAACUUUAUAUUUUUCAUUGUGCUCCUCUUGUCAUUUUGAUGUUGAAUUUCUCGUUUUUAUUCAAGAACUUGCCUUUUAAUCCGGAUUUGUGCUGUUACAAUAAUGUGAAUUUCACUGGAAAGGGACAAAUAAAGGCUUAAUAGUUAA